AUUUUAAAAUAUAUAUAUUAAGAACGCAAAAACAAAAAUCACAUUUUUUUACAUUUCUAUUUACUGCUGCCUUUUUGUUCCGGGGUGGAGACGCGGCUGCCCUGUCAUAUAUUUUAGCAGUACUGUACGCUAAAAGGCUGGACUUCUCCAUCGUUUUCUAUGGGCAGCUCUCACUUCCGCCUGAGUGGAAAAAAAGGAAUCCGGAAGGCAUUGCUCCAAACAAUUAGAUUACCACUCUACCCUUAUCCUAUCUCUGUGGUUUCUCUUCCGUAUCUCGGAACAGCCAUGAGCGCCGAGCCACGCAGCCGCCAGGAGACUCUGGCUUUGCGAAAGCAGCUGAUCGGAUCCUCUUGCAAGCUUUUUUUCCCAGAAGACCCAGUGAAGAUUAUCCGGGCAAAGGGCCAGUAUAUGUAUGAUGAAAAUGGAAACAAGUACCUUGACUGUAUCAAUAAUGUUGCUCAUGUUGGACACUGUCACUCUGAAGUGAUCAGAGCAGCACAUCAACAAAAUUUGGUGCUAAAUACAAACUCUCGAUAUCUGCAUGACAAUUUGGUGGACUACGCACAAAGACUUUCUAAUACACUGCCUAAAAAGCUGUGUACUUUCUAUUUUUUGAAUUCAGGAUCAGAAGCCAAUGAUCUUGCCUUGAGAUUGGCACGGCAGUAUACAAAGCAUGAGGACAUUGUUGUGGUGGACCAUGCUUAUCAUGGACAUCUGACAUCCUUGAUUGACAUAAGUCCAUAUAAAUUCAGAAAUCUAGAAGGCCAAAAGGAAUGGGUCCACGUGGCUCCUCUUCCUGACACGUACCGAGGAUUAUAUAGAGAAGACCAUAAGGAUCCAGCCACAGCAUAUGCCAAUGAAGUGAAAAAAAUAAUUGACCAAGCACACCAAAAAAGCAGAAAGUUUGCUGCAUUUUUUAUGGAAUCUUUACCAAGUGUUGCUGGACAAAUCAUUCCACCACCUGGUUAUUUCCAGAAGGCAGCAGAGUAUAUAUAUGAGGCAGGAGGUGUAUUCAUUGCUGAUGAAAUUCAAGUUGGCUUUGGAAGGGUUGGCAAACAUUUUUGGGCAUUUCAACUUCAGGGAGAGGAUUUUAUUCCCGAUAUUGUUACCAUGGGAAAACCGAUUGGCAAUGGGCAUCCUGUCUCUUGUGUAGCAACAACAAAGGAAGUUGCAGAGGCGUUUUCAGCAACAGGAGUAGAAUAUUUUAACACAUUUGGAGGAAAUCCUGUGUCCUGUGCAAUAGGUAUAGCAGUCUUAGAUGUGAUUGAGAAGGAACAGCUUCAAGUCCAUGCUCUCCAAGUGGGCAACUUCCUUGUGGAACUACUCAAUCAGCAAAAAGCAAAACAUCCUCUAAUUGGUGAUGUCAGGGGUGUUGGGUUGUUCAUUGGAGUAGAUUUGGUACAAGAUCGAGAUAAAAGAUCACCUGCUACCGAAGAAGCAGAGCUCAUCAUAACAAGAUUAAAGGAAGAAUUCAUUAUGUUGAGUACAGAUGGUCCAGGCAGAAACGUGCUCAAGUUCAAGCCACCACUCUGUUUCAAUGCAAAAGACGCGAAGCUAGUUGUGGACAAACUUGAUAAGAUAUUAACAGGUAAGAAAGGGAAGCCUGCUGAGAAACAAAUCCUGCAAUUGCACAGAAAAAAAGAUUGGCUGAAUAAUUUAGACGCAGGUUUUACUUGUUCAUUGCCAGUUAUUCUCUGCAUAUCAAGGCUAAGAGUGGCUGGCUUGCUGUGCAUUGAUCUUUAAAGUCCCUGGAAGCAAUUAAAUCAGCUUAUGUAUAUACAUGUGCACUAAGGCCCCAAGACUUGCCCACCCCAUGGACUUAUUCCAGCAUGCUAUUCCUGACAUCAAAGUAUUCUCAUGCAGCUACCUCUCUCCAAGAAGGGGAAAAGAGGUAAGUACAGUUGUAUGAAAACACUACCAGCCAUGACCCUUUUGUUCUUUGCUGUGUGACUUCACAUAUAGAAUGUGAUUUUGAGAUGUGGCCACUUUUGGACUAAAUUAUCUUCUUCCCAUCCCGUGUAAAGUCUGAUGCAAGGAAGACAACAACUGAAACAGCUAGGGGCACACUUCUGAGCCUAGCUCAGCAGCGAAGGAAUAGAAAAGGCACAUGGGGGAGGGAGAGAACAGUGUGUCAUGGCAAGAAGUGCUCAAAGAAUCUGCUUUAGUAUCUUCAGAAACAGGAAUAAACUUUGCAUUGCUGGAAAACAGAGUAAUAUUGCUCUUUGCUAUAAAAUAAUGUACAGUGAUAAACUAAUUAAUGCUCUUGAAUAAUCUACAGAGUUAGAGAAAAAAGAAGCUUAGAGAAGUUCAUUUUCGUUACCUUCAAAGGGUAAGUAUUCAGGUAACUGCAUUCAGGUAAUCUGAUAAGAAACAAAGUCUAAUUCUCCAUGAAGGAAUCCAUUCCAUUCAUUAAUCUAAAUACACAAUGAACAUACACAAUUAUAUUCCAGCAAUGGAUAAUCUAUAAUUAGCAUAUUAUUACGAAGUAUUAAGGAAAACUGUCAUUCACUGGCUUUAAAAUGUUAAUAUUUAAUUCUUUCAUUCCAUCUCUUACAGGUUACAGACAUGGUGCUGAAUUCUACCAUGUUUCUAAUAUGUAUUACUUAAGCUACAAUACCAAAAAUACCACCUUUUCCCAACUACAAUUAUUAAAUUUUUGUAUUUGUUGUAAUACUGAUAGUACAGAAGUUCAAAGUUCUAUAGCUGUUAUCUAUCAAUCCAAUUCUUCAUGCAGUAUGGUAGAAACCAAACGAUUUAUCCAGAAAACAUAAGCUGUUUUGCUUGUGCUUUACUGGUUACAGAACCAAAACAACAAUUUAUACUAAUUUCUGCUUAUAAAAUUAGCACCUUCCAGUCAUAUAUGGGUAUGUUUUCUUCUUCCUAACCAUAAGGUAAUUUAGCAAUACUUUUAUGUAAACAUAUCAGCAUUUAAAUUAUGCAGUAAUGCAUGGGAACCUUAAGUUUUACAGGGACUAGCACCUCACAGAAGUUUUUUUUUCAAAAGCUUUCAGUAACAUUGUCAAGCGAUUUUACAUGGAAAGUAUUCAGCUACUAUCAAAUCCACCUUUUAUUUUUCAUUCAGGAUCAGAGGGUGGUAUGAAUGUCUCUAGUUACAACAGCUGGCAGAUUUGGCUAUGCUGAUAUUUAUCAAAAAUGUAAUAAAUUUGACAGCUUACUCCCAAAAAAGGUUUACUUUUAGAGCACACACAUUUAAGAACCACCCACCCCAUAUUACACAGAACUUGUUUGUGAUUUUGUGAGCAAUGACCCUAUAUCACAGUGUAUCUUCAGACUGCUGACUCCUAGUGGUAUCUAACCAUUGCCUUUCCGCUGUACAUGUGAAGUUUAUUACAGUGAGUAAAGUGCUUUUUCUGUGA
Messenger RNA from Rhineura floridana, 3377 nucleotides. It is a transcript of the gene PHYKPL, whose product is annotated as 5-phosphohydroxy-L-lysine phospho-lyase. Gene Ontology annotation, molecular function: transaminase activity; pyridoxal phosphate binding. Gene Ontology annotation, cellular component: mitochondrion. The record is from RefSeq and is a predicted model, not a curated record. The transcript has 11 exons. NCBI's taxonomy places the organism in Eukaryota, Metazoa, Chordata, Lepidosauria, Squamata, Rhineuridae. Bases 160 to 1743 code for a protein of 527 amino acids.